AUGCAAAAUCUGACUGAACUUCCUGUCAAUGCAACUUCCCAAAGAAGCCUCUCUGUAAUCAUAAAGGUGUGUGUGGUUAUCCCCUUCUUCUGCAUCUUCCUCUGCUGCAUUUUUGUCAUGCUGUACAUCUUUGCCUCUCACAGGCAGUUCAUGGACAGUUCACGUUACAUCCUGUUUGCACACAUGCUGAUUAACGACACCCUUCAGCUCCUCUCCUCUGUGAUGCUCUUCCUCUUUGUUAUGGGUCGAGUUAAUUUUGCCAUUGUGUACUGUGUCCCCAUGCUCCUCAUAUCCACUGCCACUUUCCAGAACACACCUUUAAUCUUGGCUGCCAUGUCACUGGAGCGUUAUGUUGCCAUCUUCUAUCCCCUGCACCGCCCGACUGCCUGGCGCUCAGACCGUAUCUGGAUCAUUGUUUUAUCUCUGUGGUCCAUCAGCUUCGUCUUCCCCAUCAUUGAGUAUUUACUAGGAAGGCAAGAUCCUGCAGUGGAUGUUUUCUCUACCCCUGUGGUUUGCAAAACUACUGCUGUCAACUCAUCUCCAAUCCAGAGACUGUUCAGAGCUGCUGUAAAUGUGCUUUUCUUUGCAGUGGUUGCUGUUAUCAUCCUCUUCACCUAUGUGAGAAUCCUGCUGGAAACCAGGAAGCUGCGGCAGGACAAGGUGUCGGUGAACAAAGCCAUGCACACCGUGCUGCUGCACGGCUUUCAGCUGCUUCUUUGCAUCUUGGCCUUCACUCACCCUGUCACUGAAAUUCUCAUAACGAUGAGCUCAAACUGGCUGGCGGAGGACAGCGCCUUUUUAAAUUACUUCUGUUUCAUCCUCAUCCCUCGUUUCCUCAGCCCGCUCAUCUACGGCUUCAGAGAUCAGAGUCUCAGGGCCCACAUUAGCAAAACAUUCCACUCCUCCUCAAAAAAAGUCAGACCUCAUGUUGGACACUGAUUUAGUUCACACUCAGAUAUAAAGGGCACACAACAGAAGUU
Molecule: messenger RNA, 980 nt
Organism: Melanotaenia boesemani (Boeseman's rainbowfish)
Lineage: Eukaryota; Metazoa; Chordata; Actinopteri; Atheriniformes; Melanotaeniidae
Gene: or95a1
Product: odorant receptor, family 95, subfamily A, member 1
Exons: 1
Coding region: 1-939 (312 amino acids)
Biological process (GO): G protein-coupled receptor signaling pathway
Cellular component (GO): membrane
Molecular function (GO): G protein-coupled receptor activity
Source: RefSeq, a predicted model, not a curated record